Gongylonema pulchrum is the source of this 297-nucleotide messenger RNA. Lineage: Eukaryota; Metazoa; Nematoda; Chromadorea; Rhabditida; Gongylonematidae. The record is from the annotation of a GenBank genome assembly.
UUGAUUUUUCAGGCAGUGAAGAAUUCAUACGAAAUAUAUUUUGUUGAGCCCGAAACGAGUUGGAAAACAAAUGCACAGCAAUGUGCCAGACAUAACGUGCAUUCGGUUGCAAAAGAAAAAAUCGAGCAAAUGAUUGAAAAUUUUGAAAAAGUGAAUUUGUGCGAUAUUAUAAAGCCAGUCCGACUGAGGAUUAAUCCGCCGUUGUUUACCGAAAGUGAUGAUGGUGAUGAUGUUGCUGAGACUUCUGUGUCAAGCGUUUCGGACAAAGGUAAAACGUUUAAUUUUUGUAGGCUCUAA